GUCUUCAAAAUGGUGACAUCUGCUGAACAGGAACUGAUAACUCUGCAAUUUUUAUCGAACAUGCUGAACGAGGAUUUAUUAUCAUACGAAUGACGUAUUUUCAAUUACGUGUCGUAUUUACAAUGAUAAAAAUUUGUUUAAGUGGCCACGCGUACUUUUGCUACGAGUAUAUUCAUUUCCAUAACGAAUCUUACUCUCAUAACCUGUUAUUUUACCUAAAAAAUGUGAUAACUUAAUAAUCGGCGGUUGCAGUUCAUAAUGUAGUGUAUGGUGAUUCAUUAAGUAUUGUCAAAUAAUAAUUUGCCAGAUUUUGCGUUUGCUUAUGCGUAUAAUUCUAUAAAACGAGAAGCUCGUAUCUUGGAAGAUGUAGAGCUCGAAUCGACGGGCAGUAUUUUGGUUUUUAAGCCCUAAGGCUAGUCGUAGUUUAGCCCUACUCCUUAUAUAUUGUUCCAAAGAUCAGAAAUCAUUAUUCAGUUUUCAAUGAUUUGUGAGCAUAAUAUUGGUGUACAAGAUAGGAGAGAAGCUUCUAUACAGUAUUGCACAAGUUUGAUGUGGCAGAAAUUGUCCAAACAUUUGAUACAAGAGACAAAACAUUCAUGUUCUUUACGGUAACAUAAUUCCUGAAGAAAGUUGAAAGAAAAGCUACCAAGAUGACUUCCCAUAUAACCCAUGUAAUGACUCUAGCAAAUAGUAUUAUAGGGGUGAGUGUUCUUGCGAUGCCAUAUUGCUUUAAGCAGUGUGGUAUAAUCUUGGCAGUACUAGUAAUUCUGCUGUGCAGUGCACUAUCACGUCUUGCGUGUCAUUUCCUUAUAAAAUCUGCUGUUAUGUCUCGACGGCGGAAUUAUGAGAUCCUUGCAUUCCAUGCGUUUGGUCAUAUGGGAAAAUUUAUAGUUGAGUUAUUUAUCAUUGGUUUCCUUGUUGGAACCUGCGUGGCCUUUUUUGUUGUUGUUGGCGAUCUGGGUCCUCAAAUUGUGGGUAAAAUGAUAAAUAAGAAUCCUGAAGAUAUUAGAACGAGUUUGCUCGUCAUAACAGGAGCUUUCAUCGUUUUGCCAUUAGGCUUACUCCGAAAUAUAGACAGUCUGGCUGCUGUUUGUACAGCGACAAUUGGUUUCUAUUUUUGCCUCGUCUUAAAAGUGAUAGGAGAGUCUACACCUCAUGUCUUUGCUGGGGAUUGGUAUGAUCAUGUCUACUAUUGGAGACCAUCAGGAAUACUUCAAUGUUUACCAAUAUUCUCAAUGGCAUUGUUUUGUCAGACUCAACUCUUCGAGAUUUAUGAAGCCAUUCCUAAUGUGUGCCUGGAAAAGAUGAAUGAAGUAGUCAGAGGAGCACUUAAUAUAUGUACAAUGGUUUACGUAUGCGUUGGUUUCUUUGGCUACAUUGCAUUUUGUACGCAGCCAUUUACAGGAAACAUUUUGAUGAAUUUUGAACCAAGCCUUACGUCAGAAGUUAUAAAAAUGGGCUUCGUACUUUCGGUUGCCUUCAGUUAUCCACUAGUCAUAUUUCCAUGUCGUGCAAGCAUGAAUUCUCUGCUGUUUCGCAAGGCACAUUCUCACGAAUCGACGAGCAACUACAUGCCGGAAAUGAGAUUCAGAUGUCUGACAUUCACGAUUGUAAUCGUUUCGUUAAUUAUUGGGAUAUUAAUACCGAGCAUAGAAUUCGUCCUUGGUUUAGUUGGAUCCACGAUUGGUGUUAUGAUAUGUCUAAUAUUUCCCGCAGCAUUUUUUAUAUCUAUCAGUAGUAAAAAUACAAAUGAAAGAUUAGCGGCGCAGGCUAUUCUUUUUGUUGGUCUUUGGAUAAUGAUCUUAGGCACAUAUGCCAAUUUAUAUGCAAUGGAGGAAUCCACUAAUACAAGACUUUUAGCGACGACCAACAAACCUUCCAAUCAAAUUAAUAAUGUACCACUAAGUCUGAUGAGGGAUGAAAAAAUUCCUGCUAUUCCUGACAUACCAAAAACGGCUGAAAUUCUUCGAGAUGUUCAUGAAAAGUUAACCAUUCUGAAGUUACCUGAAAAAAAGCCUGAAGAUCCAAAAGAGGAUGUCAGGCAAGAACCACCAAUACCAGUAGAGAGAGUCGUGAUUACCGAGAAGCCGCUAGCGGAAACUUAUAAGACUAUUGAUAUUUUGGGAGUCACACUUUUACCGAAGAUUAAAAAAAAUGUAGAGAAAAUAAAGAUUGAUAAUAAGUUGGCUGAUGAUAAGAAGAUCGAUGAAAUGAUUAAUGAAAAAAGUAAAGAGAAAAUUAAGAAUCAAAACGAAUUGCAAAGAAAUGACAAUUUGAUAGAUUCCGAUGCAAUAAAGAAGGAAGAAUUGGAAUUAGCUGCUGAUGGCGAAUUGGCGGAUAUUCAAGCCGCCGAGAGGCAUAACAAACUUGAGAGAACUCUAGAGAAGCAUCGAAUUGAACAGUUCAAAAUGAUACAAGUUCAGAAGGAAAUCUUGCAAGAUCUCAAGCAGCGAAAACAGGAGUUGCAGAAAGAGCGCAUAGCCAAAAGUGAAAAAGUUACGGACCUUCCUCCCGAGAGUAAACCUGAAAAAGCAGAAAAUCUUAAACGUAUCAACUUAGAACCUGUUGCCAGAACAAAGCCUAAAGAUACGGAUCCUUCGGAAAUUCAAAAGAAGGCAGAGAAGUCUAAUGUGAAAAUGAAUAUUAGUGGAGGCAAAGGUAAUGGGCAAGUGGUGGAUAAUCAGAAGGUCAAUCAAAAUGACAAGGCUGAUAAGAGAGAAGCUCCCAAUAAGAAAGAGGUGCCUGAAAUAAUUGCGAAUAACAUAUCUGGCGCGGUAGAAGCUACUGCACAAAAUUAUAGUCAUCAGAAAGAAGUCUUAAACUUAAAUAAAACAAGUGCAUCCGCCAAAAAACGACAGGGUCCCAUAUUGAGCGCUUUGGCUAGGAACAUUUCGAAAGAGAUGGCUCUUAGUAGUAAUGAUAUUAAACAGUCUAUCUUGAUGAAAGACUCGAACACAAUUUAUAAAAAUUCAGUUGUAGAAACGGAGAAAAAUAUUCCAGCCAGUGAUGUGAAAAAACCAUCUCCGUAUUCUGUACCAAUAGCGCUGAUGAUGAAUAAUCCAACAAGAAAAAAUGACAAUCCGAAUGGAUCAAACUUGAUUGACAAAGAAAACGCUGGUUUUCACAGAGACAUUCUGGAAGAUCAUGAAAGAGAGAAGAGAGACGUUGGGAGUUACGAUACAGAGAAUAUCGAAGUCAAGUCUUUUGCUAGAGACGUAGUGCUUAAGAAUGAUCGCAAAAUUUGUGAUAAAUCAACUGGUGAUUCGGUAAAGAACAUUCAAGAAAAGUCUGAUACCACUACGGAUAGUGAGAUUUUAAUUAAAACUAAUAUUUACUUAUCAGAACAAGGAUUCACCGAUAACAUGUCAGUGGAUUCGAAUGUUGCAGUGGCUACAGAUUUUGUGAAAAUAAUAAAGAAAAGAGACUUGAAAGCUCUUCAUCCUAGUAAUAAUAUUAGGAAAUAGUUAUCUAGAGUAAACGUUUCCAUGAGAGAGUAAUAUAUUCCAUAAAGAUAUUAAGUUACUUUAUUUAUUUAAAGUUAUCAGAUUAGAACAUACCUGUACCGCGGUGAUCUUAUUUAUAUACAUUGACAGAGCAUUAAACUAUUUUAAAAAUUAAUCAUCCCUCUUCUCCGUAGAAGAGCGGUAAAAGGAGCGAGUUAAGUGAGAAAUUAAAACCGAAAAAGAAAGAGGAAGCGAAAGAAAUGAAAACUGAAUAAGUGAAAAGGAGCUUAAUAGUAUAGGGGAGAAAAAUUAGGUCAAAAGUAAAGACAAAUAUAAAAAAGAGUAGGUCACACGUAUCCAAGAAUCUGAGAUGCAUUUGGUUCCCUAGUACCCGUCAUACUGUACAUACUAUUCAGCAUUAACACGUUUAAAGUCCAUCCAUAAGAUAUAAUCAGAUUAGUUUUCAUUCAAGGUAUAAAAUAAUUGAAGAUUAGCCGUUAUAUUUCAUGAAAUAAUAUUAUAAACAUUCUGAUACCGUGGUACAUCCUGCAUAGGUAUAAAAAUAGAUUAUUUUCUAUAAAUGUUAUGUGAGAAAUAUAUUAAACAAAAGAAAGCGA
This is a messenger RNA of Cephus cinctus (wheat stem sawfly), 4060 nucleotides long. Its product is annotated as putative sodium-coupled neutral amino acid transporter 10. NCBI's taxonomy places the organism in Eukaryota, Metazoa, Arthropoda, Insecta, Hymenoptera, Cephidae. The transcript is spliced from 6 exons. Bases 651 to 3464 code for a protein of 937 amino acids. The record is from RefSeq and is a predicted model, not a curated record. Gene Ontology annotation, biological process: amino acid transmembrane transport. Gene Ontology annotation, molecular function: amino acid transmembrane transporter activity.